AUGGAGAUUGACUCGACAAAUGCAUUUCCUGGUGCAUUUAUUGCACUGCUCUCGCAUGUUCGUCACAGCAGAGACAGGUCGCCAACCUUUCCGGUAGAGAUCUUUGAGGCCAUUCUCGCAGAUGAAAGCCUCACACAGCCUGAUCUCAAGGCACUCCGACAAACGUGUCGACUCUUUGCGUUUCUGGUAACAGAUCGAUUGUUUGAGCGCAUUGGCAUCUCCAGAACAUGGAGAGAUCGAAAAUCCUUCCUGAACAUUGCCGCAACGCCGCACCUUGCCAAAGCUGUUCGCACAGUCGUAUGGUACGAACUGCCUGGCAACGAGUCCAAUUUGCGUCUCUUCAAUGGUCCAGGGAGGCACCCGCACUUCUCGGACGGUCCAGAGCCUCCUAAGUGUCGCCUUAAGAACUGGCGCAAAGGCAGAUACGAGCGAAAAAAGUUCACGUGGCCGGACCUAUCCCGAAAUGAAAACGCGUGGCGCAAUAGAAUGUUUACCGAAGCGGCAUCUCUGUUCUGGUGGAAGAUGGAUAUUACGUUCCAACCUUGUCGGUUAUACAGUCACAGCAGGGUAGCGGCGAACGAAAAGAUCGCGGCCGAUUUCUUUCCUGUUUUCUGCGAUUCCUUGCGCGCCAUGCCGGGCUUAUCGACUUUUGGUUCGGAGCCUAUGCAUCCCGACCGACUGCUCCAGGAUGCAGUAGAUGGGUAUCCAUUCGUUGCUCAGCUCUACCAGAGCCACGAGGAGUCAGUUGUCGAUACAGACUUCUCCGGGAUUCGUCGUUUCCUUCAGAAAGCUAUAGUCGCAUCGCGGCAGUGGCCAGGUGGACCGUCCAUUGAUGAACUUCACGUCGUUCCUAUCAACUACCAUAUCUCGCCAUCGGGCAUGUAUGGCUUCGAUCUUAUCAAACGACUGCACUUCUGCUGUCUUAAUCGGGAUCCGGACGGUAUGAUCAAUUUACGGGAGAUUCUCGGCGCUUCACGGAACUUGUCAAGCCUACGGCUCUGCUUCGAUAUUGUCGGGCAAGAGAUCCCCCCCUUCCCUUCUGAACGCGUACCUAGCCCCGAAGGUCUGAGUUAUGUGACUCUCGACGGGACAAACGUAUGUCUUUUUGCUUCUCUAUCACGCAUGCCCCGGCUGGAAUCGCUGUAUUUGGACGGAGUACCUUUCUCUUUAAAUGGAUUGGCCUCUUUUCUCGAGAAGCAUGCGCAUACAUUGCGGGCAGACAGCGUCUUGGACAUGGAGGCCCAAACAUUCGAAGAUGACAUGUCCCUAGACAGCGAUGGGUCUUACGAACCAGGAGACGAUGACUUCGAUGAUCUGGAGUCUAUCAAGGAAGACGACAUCACCGCAGGCCAGCCCGUCAUGCCCUGGGAAGAUGAUGAACGACCAAUGUAUGCUCGCGAACAUAUGUCGCACCUCCGCCACCUGGAACGGUUCAGGGCAAGUGGUGAUAAAGGACCCGCAAUGUGGCAUUUUAAAAAAAGGAAUGGUGAGGAGGCGUGGGGAGAAGACCCGUUGGAAUUCUGGUCAGAUUGGGAAGGGAGUGAGGCAGGUGACGUGACUGAGCCGGCGUCUUCUGAUUGGAAAGCGGCUGCGUUGGUACCGAGAAAGAAGAAACCUCUUACCAGAAGCUUCUUUUCCAAAUGGGACGAGCCUAGAAUAAAUGGUCGGAUUGCCCCCAUCAACCCCGGUAUAUAG
Molecule: messenger RNA, 1695 nt
Organism: Colletotrichum gloeosporioides
Lineage: Eukaryota; Fungi; Ascomycota; Sordariomycetes; Glomerellales; Glomerellaceae
Exons: 3
Coding region: 1-1695 (564 amino acids)
Source: RefSeq, a predicted model, not a curated record